Venturia canescens is the source of this 3259-nucleotide messenger RNA. RefSeq names its product acyl-CoA synthetase short-chain family member 3, mitochondrial. Gene Ontology annotation, molecular function: propionate-CoA ligase activity. The record is from RefSeq and is a predicted model, not a curated record. Gene Ontology annotation, cellular component: mitochondrial matrix. The transcript is spliced from 13 exons. Bases 398 to 2461 code for a protein of 687 amino acids. NCBI's taxonomy places the organism in Eukaryota, Metazoa, Arthropoda, Insecta, Hymenoptera, Ichneumonidae.
UAAUUUGAAACUUGUGGUUUAUCGAAACUGCACGACGUAGAACUGAUCAGAGCUACAGUAUUUGCAGACGGGCAACAACUUUUGCUUUUCGAGACCUCAGUCCCCCGGGUUGUAAAAAGCCUGUUGCACUCUUCGACGACCGAAAAAAAUCAAUCUGCAGGCUUCUCUUCCAGCAUCAGAUAUUCGAAGAUAAAGCGUAACUUUUGUCGAUUUCAAGGUGUUGAGCUUCUUCGAGAAAAACAAGCGAAAAGGAAGCAGACAAAACCAGGUGAAUGGACCGCUCCUCGUGAACUCGGCGACGCCAUCGGUUCUGCAAUCAGCUUCCAACGUCCGUCGACUCAUCUCCGAGUCGUGUACACCAUUAUAACACUGAAAUCAUCAAGAGCCAGAGCUGAACAUGUUUUCGGAAGUGAACAGUGAUUUUCUUGAACAAAAAAUACAAGAAGACAUUGAAAAGAGCUUCGAAGCUCGAAUAGCGCGAACGAAACUAUCGAGAAAAGGCGAUGCCGGUAACGAUAUAAUUCUGAAUAAAAAUUCCUGUGUGAGCCCGACGUACGCAGAAGCAUUCAGAAGAUCGAUUGAGUGUCCUGAGGAGUUUUGGGCCGAAGUGGCUCGUUGCGUCGACUGGAGCAAACCUUGGGACAAAGUUUUGGAUAACUCGAACGAGCCUUUCACAAAAUGGUACGUCGGUGGGGAGAUAAAUGCUUGUCACAACGCGGUAGAUCGUCACGUGAAUGCCGGAUACGGUAAGAAGACGGCACUCAUUCACGACAGCCCAUUGAUUCCGACAAUUCGAAAAGUCACAUACGACGAGUUGCUGGAAAAAACAUCGAGACUGGCGGGUGUACUGGCUGACAUGGGGGUCCGUAAGGGUGACAGAGUGCUCAUCUACAUGCCGUUGAUCCCGGAAACGAUAAUGGCGAUAUUGGCGACAGCCAGACUCGGAGCUAUCCACUCGGUGGUGUUUGGAGGCUUUGCACCAAGAGAAUUGGCCGUGAGGAUCGAUCAUGCCGAGCCCAAAGUCAUCAUCGGAGCCAGUUGCGGACUCGAGCCAUCUAGAAUAAUAAAGUACACAACGAUGAUAAACGAAGCCAUGGAAUUGAUCAGCGUUCCCAGACCAAAGUGCAUUAUCUACCAGAGACGAAAGGUGUGGGAGUCUCCGCUGUUGGAUCAUCAAGAGGACUGGGAGGAAUUGAUUGAGAACUCGAAUCCCCAUCCCUGCGUAUCCGUCGAGGCGAAUGAUCCCCUUUACAUUCUUUACACAUCCGGAACAACGGCCACGCCCAAAGGCGUUCUCAGACCCGUUGGUGGUCACAUCGCUACUUUGUGCUGGACCAUGAAGGUCCUUUAUGGCAUGGACAAGAAUAACGUCUUCUGGACUGCCUCGGACCUCGGUUGGGUUGUCGGCCAUUCCUACAUCUGCUAUGGACCAUUGUUGUACGGCGGUACGAGUCUAAUGUACGAAGGAAAACCCGACAGAACACCUGAUGCUGCACAAUAUUUCAGAUUAAUAGAGCAGCACAGCGUCAAUGCACUUUUGACUGUACCAUCGGUCCUCCGAGUCCUGCGAAGAGCCGAUCCAGAGGCCCUUAUGAGCAAAAAAUACUCAACAAAGUCGCUAAAAGUGAUAUUCACGGCUGGUGAGCACUGUGAUUACGAGGCUAAAGCUUGGGCGGAAAACGUCUUCAAAGUACCCAUUCUCAAUCAUUGGUGGCAAACGGAAACCGGACACGCAAUAACAGCCACGUGCCUUGGCUUCGGAGAAAGUACUUGUCCACCGAAAUACACCACCGGAAUGGCAUUCCCCGGCUACGACGUGAAAAUCAUGAGGGAAGAUGGGAGCCUCGCGUCGACUCACGAACUCGGCAGGAUCGUUGUCAAGCUGCCACUUCCUCCCGGAACAAUGUCGUCACUCUACCUCGCACCGGAAAGAUUCAAGGAUAUUUAUUUUUCCAAAUUUCCCGGAUAUUACGAUACGAUGGACGCGGGCUUCGUUGACGAGCACGGUUACAUUUACGUAACGGCGAGGGUCGACGAUGUCAUCAACGUCGCCGGUCACAGAUUGUCAACUGCUGCCCUCGAGGACGUCGUUCUCGGUCAUCCGGACGUCGCGGACACCGCAGUGGUCGGUGUCCCCGAGCAUACGAAGGGUGAAAUUCCUUUGUGUCUCUACGUGAUGAGAAACGGUACGACGAAGAGCGAAAAAACUAUUAACGAAGAAUUAAUUUACCGGGUGAGACAACUCAUCGGACCAAUCGCUUCCUUCAAAAUCGCAGCCGCUGUCAGCGCGUUGCCGAGAACGCGGUCGGGCAAAACCUGCCGGAAAUCAAUCGCGGAUCUGGCCCGAUCGAGGCCCGUGAAGAUCCCGAGCACGAUCGAGGAUGCGAGUGUUUACCCGAACAUCAAGGCCGUACUGCAGAAACUCGGUUACGCGAAAAUGGCCCCGGACCCGGAAUUAUGAGAGGGAAUUCGAAGCAAAUUAAAUCACACCGGAUUUUAGGAGCCUGUCAUAGUUGCCUAGUUUCGUAGAACCAUUGAGCUAAAUUGUAGAUAAACAUUCGACGCGUUCGAGAUAAUUGAGCGGUAGUUGCCCAAUUGAAAGUCCAAAAGUUCGAAAAAAAACCGUCGGCGAGCAACGUUUGAAGGUAAACACUGCACUUGACACUGUCAGGGGAAACGAUCUGGUGCUAAAUUUUCAUAAAACACUUGUGCAAAGCUCAAUGCACUGCUCAAUGACAACGAAGGUCAAUCUGUAUUAUGGCGUGUGUUGUGAACCCAAAAAAAACAGAGAUGUAGCCAUGAAUUUGCGGAAAGCGUCAGCUGACGAGCGGACGUUUCCAUGAUGUUGUGAAAUUUUCGUCAUUAAAAUCUUCACCGAACGUGACUCUGCGUUCGUCGUUCUUCUACAGUUACGAAAAACACGAAAGUUUAGCCAAUAUUGUGGAUAAUUUGAGCCCGUGAUCACAUACGAUGAACAUUCGGUGCUAGAAACAAGGUUAAACCCGUUAUUUCGAGCACUUUACGGGAUUUAACAUCGAAAUAAUAGUUCGUAGUGGUCUAGGGUUAACUCAAGUGUUACUUUUAUCGAUAUUCGUAUAAUGUAUAAAUAUUUAAACGAAUUUAUAAGUGUAUUUCCUUUGUUUCGUCGCUCAUUGAUUGUACAAUCAAUUUUGCGAUACUUUUGUUGUUAUUGCAAAAAUAAUUUGCAAGAACUGCACCGUGUAUUCGAAUAAAUUGAUUCCAGUGCUUCGUUAACACA